Molecule: messenger RNA, 2400 nt
Organism: Didymodactylos carnosus
Lineage: Eukaryota; Metazoa; Rotifera; Eurotatoria; Philodinida; Philodinidae
Source: the annotation of a GenBank genome assembly
AUGGUCCAUUUGAUUAUUCGUUUGCUAGUGAUAGUCGUUUGCCAUUUCAAUCUUAUCAAAACUUUAUCUGAGCCACCGCACAUAAACACAACAUCUGGUCAAUUUCUUGGUCGUCAAAUAACAAUCAGAAAUGUUCCGGUACAACAAUUUUUUGGUGUACCGUAUGCCGAACAACCACAACGUUUUGAACUACCUGUUAUACGUUCGUAUAAUCCGACUCCUGGAAACGCUACACAGAUAGCGCCCGGAUGUUUGCAAGCUCCCGGUGGUCUCAGUUACGGACCGUUUGAUUUAUUGGAUCUAUAUAAUGAAGAUUGUUUGACAGUGAAUAUAUUUGUACCCCACGAAGAACGAAUAAUAAAGAAAAACAAGGCAAUAAUGGUAUUUUGUCAUGGUGGUUCGAAUCAAGUUGGAAGUGCAUCAUUGUUUGAUGGUAGUGUUAUAGCAGCAUUAGGCGAUGUUAUUGUUAUUACCAUCAAUUAUCGUUUAAAUAUAUUGGGUUUUUUAUCGCCCGGAAAACAUAUAAUGAAAGGAAAUUACGGGUUGCACGAUCAAUUAUUGGCACUCAAAUGGAUAUCUAUAAAUGCUGAAUCAUUUGGCGGCGAUAAUCAACGAAUAACGUAUGUUGGACAUUCAGCAGGCGCUGCUAAUGUUGCUUUAAUAGCAAUGUCAAAGAAAUCAAAGGGUUUAGUACACCGUAUUAUCUCACAAAGUGGAAGUCCACUAAACAUAUGGGCAAUUGAUCGUAAUCCGUCUAUUAGAUUCAAUAAUGUUGCAAAACGUAAUGAUUUUAAAAUAAAAAGAGAUGAUGCCAGUAAACGUGCAAUAGUUGAACAUUUAAAAAAACUGACACCGGAUGAGUUUCGAUACAUGUAUCAUUCGGGACUGGAAAUAUCACCUGAUUAUCCAUUUCCAAUAAUAGAUGAUGAUAUAUUAGAAUCAAAUUUAGAACAGAUGAUUCUCGAAGAGCCAUUUCGAAAUGUGGACAUGCUAAUCGGUGUUACAGCUGAUGAAUCAUUGUAUUUCGCCGAGGAACACAUAUUUCAUCAUUAUUUACCGAGAAAAUAUCGAACUACUCCUACGGUUGCUACCACUACCACUCCAUUAUCAUUGAACGCAGUAAAACAUCAGAUUGAUAAUGAACAACAGCCAAAAGGAUUUUCUUAUUUUAAGAAAAAUAAAUAUAUUAAAAAGUAUCUACAAACCAAUUAUCCUGAUCAUUUGUGCUUUCAUGAUGAAAUAAAAGCACGUUACAUGCCGAAAACCACAUCAAAUAUCAGUGAAAUAGCGGGUUUAUACACAAAUUUAGUGAGUGAUUUGAUGUUUUAUUAUGAUUUAAUACGUUUUUUACAUGAACGAUUAAAAUCUAAACCACAAGCGAAAACAUACGCAUAUUAUUAUACUUAUCCGCCAAUAUUUGAUUUAGAAAAUGUUUUAAGACGAAUUCCAAAUAUGGUGGGUCACUUUGCUGAAUUAGAUCUUACAUGGGGAGUACCGUUCUACAACAAAGAUAGUCAAAUAAAUCGUGCUUAUAGUAUGAAUUUAUCCUAUACAAAGGAAGAAAUUGACUUAAGUGAACAAAUGAUACAUUACUGGACCAAUUUUGUCAAAACUGGAGACCCAAAUGAACCAAAUAAUCUACCAGUUUAUUGGCCACCAUACGAAGAAACAAACAAAUCAUUUAUUAAUUUUCAUGCAUUAAAAAUUAAAGCGGAACAAUAUUAUUUAGAAGAACGUUUUUUAUUUUGGGAUAUGAUACUAAAUCGUCGAACGUGUUCACAUUUUCGAUGGUAUCAUACAACAUUACUCAAUGAUCCAGAUAGAGGCAUUCGGACAGAUUCAACUCGAGUUUUGUCCUAUCGUGCAGCCAUGAAUACAACUCAUACGGCUCCACUAAAUAAACGUAAACGAAAACGUAUUGGUAAUGAAAUUGAUUUAUCAAUGAUCAAUGCUGAUCUAAUUUAUGAUGAACAUCAAAUUACCAUAGAGGAGUUAGUAAUUCGUUUUGAUACUGAUCUUAAAACGGGUUUAACUCGCAUUCAAGCAAAACAACGUUUGGAAGAUGAAGGUAGAAAUUAUAUCGAACCACCUCAUGUUAGUUUUUCCAAAUCGUGUCAACGUUUUUGGUUACAACCUUAUAUCCUUUUUAUAUCCAUUCUCAGUUUACUUGCCAUACUCUGUUUUGUGGCAUUUGCUAUUCAGUUAAAUACAAGACAAGAUACAACAUUUGAAAAUCUUUAUAUGUUGGUGGUUUUAAUUAUAUUUAUAUUAUUGCCAAGUAUUUUUACAUUUGCAGUUAGUCAUAUUAGUGCAAAUAAAUUACAACAUCUUAGAUAUCAGAUUAAACAGGUACGUUUAAUGCUACAAUCAGUCAACAUUGAUGCUUUGUUAACCUGUUAA